This is a messenger RNA of Epinephelus lanceolatus (giant grouper), 5306 nucleotides long. It is a transcript of the gene kcnd3, whose product is annotated as potassium voltage-gated channel, Shal-related subfamily, member 3. The record is from RefSeq and is a predicted model, not a curated record. Gene Ontology annotation, biological process: potassium ion export across plasma membrane; protein homooligomerization; action potential. Gene Ontology annotation, molecular function: protein binding; A-type (transient outward) potassium channel activity. Lineage: Eukaryota; Metazoa; Chordata; Actinopteri; Perciformes; Serranidae. Gene Ontology annotation, cellular component: voltage-gated potassium channel complex; neuronal cell body; postsynaptic membrane.
UCUUCCCACCACUCAUCCCGAAAAGCCAACGUAAGACGGUCUUCACGGCGGAGUCCUCUCUCGUCACAUCUCCACUGGCAUAAUGGAAACUGAAUUAAAACAGCUGUGACACGCUUUGAGAAAUAACCAAACCUACGACUUGUAACUAAACUGCUGUGGAAGAAGGUCGCGUUUGUUUGGAUGGAGAAUUUUGAGUCGUUGGUGAGUGAGCUGAAGGCAAGCUGGUUGUGAAGGUGCUGGACUUGUUCCCCCCUACGCCCCAAGCCGGACACAGCAUGGCGGCGGGAGUAGCGGCAUGGCUUCCCUUUGCCCGGGCAGCGGCGAUCGGCUGGAUGCCCGUGGCCAAUUUGCCCAUGCCAGUGGCACCCACUGAGAAGAACAAGCGUCAGGAUGAGCUAAUCAUUCUUAAUGUCAGUGGACGGCGCUUUCAGACCUGGAGGAACACGCUGGACCGCUAUCCAGACACCCUGCUGGGGAGCUCAGAGAAGGAGUUCUUCUACAACGAGGAGACCAAAGAGUACUUCUUUGACCGGGACCCUGACGUGUUCCGCAGCGUGCUCAACUUCUACCGCACAGGCAAGCUCCACUAUCCACGCUAUGAGUGCAUCUCCUCCUACGACGAGGAGCUGGCUUUCUUUGGCAUCGUCCCGGAGAUCAUCGGUGACUGCUGCUACGAAGAGUACAAGGACAGGAAGAGGGAGAAUGCGGAGCGUCUGAUGGAUGACCAGGAGGACAACAAGGACGCUAAGCUGCCUAACAUGACCUUCAGGGAGACCAUGUGGCGGGCUUUCGAGAACCCCCACACUUCCACCAUGGCCCUUGUCUUCUACUAUGUCACUGGCUUCUUCAUUGCCGUCUCUGUCAUCACCAAUGUGGUGGAGACGGUGCCCUGCGGCUCGUCGCCCAACCAGAAAGAAGUGCCAUGUGGUGAGCGCUACACCGUGGCCUUUUUCUGCAUGGACACGGCUUGCGUCAUGAUCUUCACCGUGGAGUACCUGAUGCGCCUGUUUGCCGCGCCUAGCCGCUACCGCUUCAUGAGGUCCGUCAUGAGCAUCAUCGAUGUGGUGGCCAUCUUGCCCUACUACAUUGGCCUGGUGAUGACUGACAACGAGGACGUGAGCGGCGCUUUCGUGACACUCCGUGUUUUCCGCGUGUUCCGUAUCUUUAAGUUCUCCCGUCACUCGCAGGGCCUGCGCAUCCUGGGCUACACGCUGAAGAGCUGUGCCUCAGAGCUGGGCUUCCUGCUUUUCUCCCUCACCAUGGCCAUAAUUAUCUUUGCUACCGUCAUGUUCUACGCAGAGAAGGGUUCAAGCUCCAGCAAAUUCACCAGCAUCCCAGCCUCCUUCUGGUACACCAUCGUUACUAUGACAACGCUCGGGUACGGAGACAUGGUUCCAAAGACGAUUGCAGGGAAGAUCUUUGGCUCAAUCUGCUCCCUGAGCGGGGUGCUGGUAAUUGCCCUGCCUGUCCCUGUCAUCGUGUCCAACUUUAGCCGCAUCUAUCACCAGAACCAGAGAGCAGACAAGCGGCGGGCGCAGAAGGUACAGAAAGCCCGCUUGGCCAGGAUACGAAUAUCCAAGACGGGAAGCUCCAAUGCCUUCCUCCACAGCAAGCGCAACGGCCUGUUCAACGAAGCUCUGGAGUUCACGCAACUUCCGUACAAGAUGAACCUUUCAGAUCAGAGUUCUACUGAGGAGGAGCAGCGGUUAAGCAAGUCCACCUCUCUACUAGAGAGCCAGCACCACCACCUGCUGCACUGUCUGGAGAAAACCACUAACCAUGAGUUUGUGGACGAGCAGUAUUACCAGCAGAGCUACCUGGAGGCGGGGCUGCAGAAUUACCCGUCUCGAAGCCCCUCCCUCUCCAGCCAGGACGGCGUGACGGGCACGUGCUGCACCCGCCGAAGCAAGAAGCACCACACCCCUUUACCCAAUGCCAGUGCCGCAGCACACAUGCAGCCUUUGACACACACGCACACACACCAACAAGGCUUGCAGGAGCUCAGCACCAUCCACAUCCAGCCCCUCAGCACCAGCCGCUCCAGUCUGAACAUGCGUGUAGACGAGCCAGCAUCCCUGAACUGCCAGAGCAGCCAGAUCACCACAGCAAUCAUCAGCAUUCCCACGCCGCCAGUGACGACUCCCGAGGGCGAUGCUCACCUGCCUGCAGGCCCCACCCACCAGAACGUUGUGAAGGUGUCCGCGCUGUGAAGACUAAAGUGCAGGCGCGUCGCAAAGAAAGACAGACAAAGACUCUUCGAGACAGACUGAGGGGACAGAGAAGCACUGGGAAUGAUGGAGGAGAUGGCAUUCAGAGUCCUAGUCUGGCCGUGGUGGAGCCUGCCCUCUGCUGGUCAUGUACUGUAACGACAUGGACUCCCUGUACAGACAGAGGAUGGCUUUUAGAUCCAGCAUAUUCAUGUUAGUGGUUGCGAGUGUGUGCAUGGGUGAAAGAGUGAAGGAAUACGUGUGGGGAGUCGUUGAAGAUGAGGAGGCGUGUGAGAGUGUGCCUCCCAAGUGUCGGAGAUGAGUUCCCAGAGCGAGUCAUGUGUCACUGUGCACAAAGCACCUUUUAUGAUUUUCGCUUCAGUUUGACUCUUACCGUCUCUUUUUCUUUUUUUUAGCAGGAGAUAAAAAGAAAAAGUAAGAGAACUCAAGGGGAAAGACAAGAAAACAUUAUCAGAACUUUUUUCCCCCCUCUGAUUUAGCCCCACCCUUUUUUGUUUUGUGUCAUUUUGGUCUACUCACCUGUUGAUAGAUAAAUACGCCACCAUUUUUUUUUCAGGUCAGAUAUUAUUCCACUUAAAAAAAAUCCUUUAAAAGAUUAAACAUGGUAGGUGUGUCUGUGAUGGCGUUACCAAUGAGUUUAUUUGUGAAUGAGUGUAUGUGACUUUUUUGCUAGAUAGAGGAAUUGUGACGUUUUGGAUAGGAGGUAUGUGCCUGUGUGUGUGCGUGUAUGUGUGUGUGUGUGUGUGUGUGUGUGUGUGUGUGUGUGUGUGAGAAUGUGUUUGUCUCAGUUGAUUCAAUUCUCCUGGAAGUCUAUAUGGCUCAGUAUAUGGUAUAUUUGACUAGCUGCCACUCUGAUGGGUUCACUGUACACAUUUCUGUUCGAAAUUCUCAGCUACAAGCCUUUUACACGACAUGUGCCUGUUGCUGGAGUAAAAAGAGAUUUAUUUGUUUUUAUAGUUUUCUGAAUCCCGCCCUGCCUUCCAGUUCUUUUCCCUUUUGGCUGCCACAGCCCGACAGACCUCAAAUAACUCAAUUCUCUCACAAGGAAACCAAAAAAAAAGUACAUUUUGAAUUCAAACCACCACUAUUAAAAGCACAAGGCGUCCACUGAGAAUUUCUGACACGAAUCUGUCCUGAGCCUGGGUUCUUUGUGAAUAUUGUUAAUAGAAUAUUUUGUAAUAUUUGACCAUCGUUUGGCAGAACCAGUGAAGCUGUCUUCUCGUUCUCUCUCUUUCUCCCUCAGUCUGUCUUUCUCUCUUCCUCUCUCUCUCUCUCUCUCUCUCUCUCUCUCUCUCUCUCUCUCUCUCGUUGUUGUCCUGUUGUAUCCCUACCUCCUGUGUGAACAACAGUAUGCUUUCAGUAGUCUUUAUAGCUGUCAACGUUUUUUCUUCCCCAAACUCAGCGGGCAUUUUUUCAAAGUUGUUGAGUAUGUGUACUCUAUGUGGUUAGGAAACUUGAUGUUUGUACUUUUUGUCCUCCUUGGUGUUUCAAAAGGAUUUUAUUUACUUUUAUCUUCUGGAGAACUUAAAGCAGGGAAGUCUGUUGUAACGGUGACCACAGAGAGGACACUGGAUGAGCCAUCCACAGAUCUCUUGUCACCAAAAAACACACGCUAUUCUGUCUGUUCUCUCGACUCGCAGCCCCCCCGACAUGUAACAUUAGCAUUACUUCUCAUCAGAUCCCAUCAACGUUGACCUUUGUAACUAUGGACGAUGACCUUUUAGCUCUGCUAACCUCCUCGUUGAUACCUCCCUGUUGGCCUUUUUCAUCUCGAAUGUCAUUCUGAGUCCAACAGCUACACAGGCAGUUAGGUGGACGAAACCACUGAGCAGAGAGGCUUCAGUCACAGCAGACGGAGCACUGACUUCUGCUCGGCAUAGAUGAAAUAAAACGUUGAUCAAGAGCACACGGACAGAGCUAGAGAAGCAUUAAUAUAUGAGCAUACUGUCCAUAUAAGCCAAGAGCAUAUUUCAAAAGCAAUACUGGAAUUGGUCUAAUAUCAUGUCUGCCCAUAUGUAGCUGAGGUGAAACAGUUUUUUUUUUCUGUAGAAGUAGAUUAUCAACUGUCAGACUAGCAGCAAAAAUGUAUAACGGUCUUUUUAGAAGUGUUUAAUUACCUUAAUAUGGAGACAUCUGAAAAACAGUUUUACACGCAUUUGUAUUAAAAAAAAACACACACAUCAUUAUUAUCAUAUCAGCCAAUAUGGGUGGAAAUAUAUAGCAUAAUUGGUACCAUAUCAGUGCAUCACAACACAAGACCCCAAGGUCCCUUAGACUCCUCUGUUGUGCUUUAGUUCCCUCUGAUCCUGAGGUUAGUACCAACCCAAAAAAAAGUCUACAGAGUUGGGACAGGGUGUGUUUUACCUCUGAUGUUCUUAGCAGAGACUUAGCACUAUUGCUGGUAAUAUAGUACUGUACACAGUGACAACAGCAGCCUAGAUCCAGUAUUAGAGUUUAGUAAACGCAGAUUUACCUGGAGUUAAAAAAAAAAGACAAGCACAGACAAGCAGAGCUUUUCCAGUGUAAUUUUAAAAAUGGGGUUGAAGACAUUGACUUCAUAUUCACAGCAUCAAGUCUGACAUUUAGAAUCUAUUGAAGACUACAACAAAGGUAUGACAUGGGUAACGGCAGAAGUGAGGUUCCCUGUAUUUUUUGUUGCUAGGACAGUGAUUAAACGUGACUAUACUUUAUCGCUUCCCUGUUCCACGACAGGUUGUUUUGUGUCAGCCGCACUUUCAAAUGACACACUUUGAAUUAUUAUGUAUGCAUAUCUCCGCUCAAAGUGUCAAAAGGAUUGCAUUUUUUAUUUACAAACAACAAAAACAGAGGUCUGUGAUUGUGUUUGUCUCUCUUUCUCUUUCUCUCUCUUUCUCUCUCUGUUACGUACCUUCCUUUGAUUGUCUUUUUUUAUGGGCUCAGUCAGUUCCUUCCUCUCACUCUUUGCUUUGCCCUCCUAUGCCACCUGUCGUUGUUGAGACUACUGCUGUGCGUAUCUUGUCAGGUGUUGGAUAUUAUUUAUGACCUUGUCUUGUGUCCCGACUGUGAAACGCCUGAUAAAACAUCUAUAUCUGCCACAAA